This is a messenger RNA of Syngnathus acus (greater pipefish), 918 nucleotides long. RefSeq names its product small nuclear ribonucleoprotein polypeptide B2 (gene snrpb2). Gene Ontology annotation, molecular function: U1 snRNA binding. NCBI's taxonomy places the organism in Eukaryota, Metazoa, Chordata, Actinopteri, Syngnathiformes, Syngnathidae. Gene Ontology annotation, cellular component: U1 snRNP. The transcript has 7 exons. The record is from RefSeq and is a predicted model, not a curated record. Gene Ontology annotation, biological process: mRNA splicing, via spliceosome. The coding region runs from base 131 to 784 and encodes 217 amino acids.
CCGCCCCGAUCAGCUUGUAGUUCUACCUCCAGUCCUGUUGGUGGCAGUACAUAAUAAAGCUGCCCGAAAGCGCAGCGCAGGCGGCGUUUCUCGUUUGGCAGCGUGAGAAGCGGCAGCGAGAGACUCCGUCAUGGACAUCCGGCCCAACCACACCAUCUACAUCAACAACAUCAAUGACAGAGUCAAGAAAGAAGAGUUGAAGCGCUCCCUGUACGCGCUCCUGUCGCAGUUUGGCCAGAUCCUGGACAUCGUGGCCACCAAGACCAUGAAGAUGAGGGGCCAGGCCUUUGUGGUCUUCAAGGAGCUGGCCGCCGCUACCAACGCCCUGCGCCAGCUGCAGGGCUUCCCCUUCUACAACAAACCCAUGAGGAUCCAGUACGCCAAGACGGACUCUGAGGUCAUCACCAAGGUGAAAGGGGCGCACGGCGACCGAGACAAGAAGAAGGACAAGAAGAAGAAACCUCAGGAAGCCGUCGCCCUGGCCAAGAAAGCCGUGGCGGUGCCGUCGAUUCCGGCUCACCUUCCGCCCGCGCAGGUCCCCGACAACCCGCCAAACUACAUCCUGUUCCUCAGCAACCUACCCGAGGAAACCAACGAAAUGAUGCUGUCCAUGCUCUUCAACCAGUUCCCGGGCUUCAAGGAGGUGCGUCUGGUUCCCGGCAAGCACGACAUCGCCUUUGUGGAGUUUGAAGGCGAGAUGCAGGCGGGCGUGGCCAAGGACGCCCUGCAAGGCUUCCGCAUCACCGCCACCUGCGCCAUGAAGAUCACCUUUGCCAAGAAGUAGUGUCAGCCGGCCGGCCGGCAAGGCCCGCACGCGCGCGCCUGCCAACGGUACUAACGGACAAUUGACAUUUUACCUUUGCUCUGCUACUUUUUUGUAAAGUACCCAAAUAAAAUUCGGUUUUUUUUUUACUCAAA